Molecule: messenger RNA, 1812 nt
Organism: Phyllotreta striolata
Lineage: Eukaryota; Metazoa; Arthropoda; Insecta; Coleoptera; Chrysomelidae
Source: the annotation of a GenBank genome assembly
AAGAUCUUUGAACAACUGAAUUUGAUAGGAAGGAAAUAACAUCUUUGUGAGGUAGCGGUAUAACAUCUUCCACCGGCCCGACCAUCAUGGCUGAAGCGGAGCAACAGCAAGCAACGCCAGAACAACCUAAGGCAGUCCCAAAACAGAAGGAAGUAGUUGCUACAAAGGUAACUGGCACAGUUAAAUGGUUUAACGUCAAAAGUGGGUAUGGAUUCAUCAAUAGAAACGAUACCAAGGAGGACGUUUUUGUGCACCAAUCAGCCAUAAUAAAGAACAACCCGAAGAAGGCCGUCCGAUCAGUGGGCGAUGGAGAACUGGUAGAAUUUAGCGUAGUUAUUGGAGAAAAAGGCAACGAAGCGGCCAACGUGACCGGCCCGAACGGUGAACCGGUGAGGGGAUCACCGUACGCUGCCGACCGCAGAAGAGGUUACCACCGACAAUGGUUCUAUCCGAGAGGCGGCCGACGGGGCCGUCGCGGCGGUAGCAGAGGCGGCGGACCGCCCAGAGAAAGUCAAAGCGAAGGCGAGGACGGAGCGCAAUCCGGAGGCGAAGGUGGUCAAAUAGGCAAAGGCCAAGGUGGACCGCCGCGUCGGUUCGCGCCGAGGCGGGGCCGCGGCGGCAUCGGCGGCGGCGGCGGUUACUACAGGGGACCGUACCGCGGGCCGCCGGGCGAUCCGGACCAGAAUGGCGAUGCACCCCGCGGCCGAGCGCCGCCGCGUCGGUUCUUCCGCAGGAACUUCCGCGGGAACGGCGGCAGAGGCAGGCCGCGUUCCCAGGACAGCCAGGGCCAGGCUGGAGAGCAGAACGGUCAGGAUGGACCGCGCGGGCCGCCGCGUCCACGCUACCGCAGGCGUGGCCCGCCACGUCCACGAGGCGGUAACUCUCAGUCGGAGUCUGCUGCAGGAGGAAAUCAAAAUAAGGCUCAGGAAAAUCCUGCACCAGCUAGCGCUGAAGAGAGUCAACCAGUGCAGAAUACAACUACAGAGAGCAAUGCUUAAGCGUUAUCGCGCUCAAGUCCAUCACUCUAUAUUUAUAAUAAUUUAACAACGUUUAGCGCGUGAGUUUGUAAAACUUAAAAGCAGACAAAAGGCAUUUCAUGGCGAUUGAUUUUUUUAAGCAGUUAAUUUUUUCUCGUUGCAUUUCUAGAUAAAAGAAUGUUUGACAAAUGUAACACUUUGGCGCCAACAUUUUCAAUGGGAGUCGACAAAAAUUGAAAAAAAAUUUUGAUACUUUUUAUAUCCUCUUUGAUGUUUGUAUACUUGAUAAUUUGUAAAAUGUAGAUAUAAAAAAUGGCUCCAUUGAAAAUGGCGACAAACUUUUUUACUUGAGGUUCGCAACAUGAAAUGUCUUAAGACCUUAUGUCUAGCUGCAAUUUUUCCUUCGUAACAAUUAAAAAAUAAAAAAUUAAAUAAAAUUCAACGCUUGUCUACCGCAAAAGGGGACGGGGGUUGUACCAAAAAAAUAUAAAAUGAUUGCAACAUCUAACUUGACAAAAAACAUCUUUUCCAUUCUUGAACAAAGGAAAAGAAACAAAAAUUUAAAAAUGCAAAAAAAAAUUCGUAAAAAUCGAAACUAGGACAGUUUAUUUUCCUUUGGUUAAUUCGAUUUAUUUUUGUGGGAUUUAUUUUUCAAUGCAUUUGUGAUUGCAAUCUCAUUGGUUAAAUAAAUUUGCUCUUUGGGUGCUAGUCAUGUAUUGGUGUAUUUUUUUUUGACAAUUGUGUCUAUAAUCUUGCUUUAAAUAUCACAGAUGUACUUAUCAUUAAAGUUUUAUUUUUUUGUAUAAUCUAUUUGGGAAAUAAAUGCUGUUCUGUC